Molecule: messenger RNA, 2033 nt
Organism: Cuscuta campestris
Lineage: Eukaryota; Viridiplantae; Streptophyta; Magnoliopsida; Solanales; Convolvulaceae
Source: the annotation of a GenBank genome assembly
CCAUGCCAAAAGAUACUGAGGAGCUCUAAAAAAUAAAAAUUCCUCAGUUUCUUGAUCGUUUUCACAAUUCUGAAAAGUGAUCAAUCCGUCGGGAGGCAAGAAGUCCGGUCAACGGCGGAAAUUCCACGCCAACGGAAAAAAGAUCCGACCUUUGGUAUUCUAAAGUUCUACACAAAAAGAGAUAGAAGACCAGACUUACAUAGCGGAAUUCUUGAGCUGUGUACCUUUGCUACAGAAAUUGCCCAGAAAUUCUGUCCAGAAAAUCGCACAGCUAGUUGAAGUCAAGAAUUAUGGUAAAUUUUUACUUCCCCUCUGUAUAUUUCUUGGUUUUUACCAUUUUGUAUAUGUUCCAUUAUAUUUGUAUCAUGUCACAUUUGUGUGGUUCAUAUUCAUAUUUACUUUUUAGCAUCAAUAUGAAUCAUAGAUUCUCAAUUUUUUAAAUUUUCAUAUCACCCCUCAUUCGUGUAAUAUUUGUGUGGUUCAUAUUCAUAUUUACAUCCUCUUUCUGAGCUUUGGUAGAUUAUAGUAAUGUCUUUGAUCAGCAAGGGAAUUGUUCUGCACUCUACAAGAAUUUUUUUACCCCACAUCCCUACUGUUUUAAGAUUUUAUUGGGUUGUUGUUGUUGUACUCAUAGUGGAUGUAUGAUAUUCUUGUGCCUACGGGGUGAUUAUGUUCUGCGCGAAGGGGAAGCCGGGGAUGGAAUUCACUUCAUUUGGGACGGUGUGGCUGAAGUCUCCGGCCAUGUCGAGGAAGACAACCCUACAAAAUAUCAAUUAAAAAAAUAUGAUUAUUUUGGUCACGGCCUCACAUCAUCUAGCCAGCAUGCCGGUGUGGUCGCUCUCACUAAACUAACCUGCUUGUUGCUGCGCCAUGAACAUUGUAACCUGCUACAACCCAUAUCAAUAUGGAAUGCAGACAAAGCAGUGGAGAAAUGCUCCCUAGUGGAGCACAUUAUGCAUUUGGAACCAUUAGAAGUGGAUAUUUUCCAAGGGAUUACGUUGCCUGAUGCUCCAAAAUUUGGCAAAGUAUUUGGAGGCCAAUUUGUAGGACAGGCAUUAGCAGCAGCCACAAAAACUGUCAAUUGUCUCAAGAUUGUUCAUAGCAUUCAUGCCCACUUCCAUCUCGGUGGGGAUGUUGAUAUACCAAUAAUGUAUCAAGUACAUCGUGUGCGUGAUGGGAAGAGCUUUGCAACAAGGAGGGUAGAUGCAAUCCAGAAACAGAAGGUUGUAUUUACUUUAGUUGCUUCGUUUCAGAAAGACGAAGAGGGAUUUGACCACCAGGAUGCAUUAAUGCCUAUAGUGCCGGAUCCAGAAACGCUUCUGUCAUUGGAAGAGUUACGUGAAAGGCGGCUCACUGAUCCUCGUCUUCCCGGGCCCUAUAGGAACACUUUAGCUACUGCUGAAUUUGUUCCAUGGCCAAUAGAGAUAAGGUUUUGUGAUCCUAAUGUAACCAGCCAGACUAAGAGCCCUCCAAGUUUGAGGUUCUGGUUUAGAGCAAAGGGAAAUCUUUCUGAUGAUCAAGCUUUGCACCGAUGUGUUGUGGCAUUUGCGUCGGAUCUUAUCUUUGGUGAAGUAGGCAAUAAUCCUCAUCGCAAGAGAAGGCUGAAUAUUGCGACUAUUAGCCUCGAUCACGCGAUGUGGUUUCACAGGCCUCUUCGGGCUGAUGACUGGAUAUUGUUCGUGAUUGGGAGUCCAUCGGCAUGCAAUGCGCGCAGUUUUGUUUCUGGGCAAAUGUAUGAUCGGACAGGAACGCUUGUGGUGUCACUCACGCAAGAGGCGUUGCAGCGAGUGGUCCCGCCUGCUCAAAAGCCGAUCGGACAGUCAAAUCUCUAACUCAUAUCAAUGGAAGUAUUUGGGGUCUCAUUCCAUCCAAAUCUCCAACUCAAAAAUCAUAUAAUGUGUACUUUCUUCUCUUGCCUUUGAUUUUUAGACUGCAUAUUAUCGUUUGGAGUGAUUUGGUUUUCUUGAAGACAUAUUACUAUGGUGAAAGCAGACUGAUUUUCCUUUUUUUUAAAAUAGAGUUAUUCUCGUUGU